AUCAUUCUUCAUCUACAUUUCAACAAUUGACACCUUAUCAUUCACGAUUAAGAAAUCUUGAAGGCCAUUCAGUAACACCUAUUGGUACUACAGGAAAUCAUUUGAUUUUCGGUGGUUUCAAUGGUAGUUCAUAUUCUGGAGUAGGUUUGAUAUAUGACGGAACGGAUUUAACAGCAGCUGGAACACUAAAUAUCACUUCAUUGGAAACUAUGAACGACAUAACUGGACGUGCUCAUCAUCAGGCAACAUAUAUUUCACAAAUAAAUGCAGUAUUAAUCACUGGUGGUAAUAAUGGUACACAUGCAUUGUUUGAUUGUUAUUUAUACGAUCCAGUUAAUCGAACUUUUACUCCUACUGCUUCUAUGGGAAUGCCUCGUUCAUUUCAUAAGGCUAUUCUACUUUCAAAUGGGUCAGUGCUCAUAACUGGUGGAGCUGUAGGAAUGUCAAGUAAUCAACCAAUAACUCCAACAAAUUCAGUCGAAAUAUACAAUCCAAUUACACACACGUUUACCAAUGCGCCUCUUAUGAAUGUUGCACGUUAUCGACAUCAGGCUACAUUAGUUGAGGAUGAAAUUUUCGUUUCUGGUGGUAUUGGUUCUGAUGGUAGAACAUUAUCUAGUAAUGAAUAUCUAAUAUUUUAG
Molecule: messenger RNA, 641 nt
Organism: Rotaria sp. Silwood2
Lineage: Eukaryota; Metazoa; Rotifera; Eurotatoria; Philodinida; Philodinidae
Source: the annotation of a GenBank genome assembly